This is a messenger RNA of Wickerhamiella sorbophila, 474 nucleotides long. RefSeq lists its product as hypothetical. The transcript has a single exon. The record is from RefSeq and is a predicted model, not a curated record. NCBI's taxonomy places the organism in Eukaryota, Fungi, Ascomycota, Dipodascomycetes, Dipodascales, Trichomonascaceae. Bases 1 to 474 code for a protein of 157 amino acids.
AUGGGGACCGUUUGUAACGGGGCCGAAUGCACGUACACAAACGAGUGGAACGAAUGGGGCCGCUGGCUUUUGUUGGGGUUGGUUGCACUGUUCAUUGUUGCAUUUUUGUUUUUGGCCCUGUGGGCGAUGUCAUUCCACAGAGUCAAGAGAUCGGAACCGCCGAUCCAGGGCACCGCCUGGAUGUUUCGCAACCCGUAUCGCAACCAGGAACCGCUAUACCCAAAGAUUCCGCUACGCGACGCCUACCGGCCGAAUGAUCCGUUCAUUUUUACCAAGACACCGUCCAUGAUGAGCAGUCCCGAGCGGCCAUCCCCGCUAAGUUCGCGGAGCUCCCGCAGCAAACUCAGCAGCCGGUCAGAUAUCGAGUACAACGACUCGCUACCGUCGGAGCUACUGAGGAACCCGACUGGCAUACUUGAGGAAGAGGACGUUUGGGAAAAUGAUCUGCCUCUGCCCAAAACCCGUUAUCAUUAG